AUGGUCGACACACCCACUUACUCGUAUUCGACGCCACCACAAAAGGUUUAUCAAUUGGUGAAUGUGACCGAUAGAGACAUGCAUGCACCCGAUGUCACACUGUCAUCUCUACAACAAAGUGGUGGACCACGUCGAAAAAGAAUAGCCCUUGUUCCAACGACAACCCUUCAAACACUACAAUCUGUACAAUUAACAAAUGGAAUAAAUAAUCAAGAUCCGUCCGUUUCUGGACGAUCAUCAAUAAGGAAUCGCAUUGGGGCUGAAGAAAUGGUUCUUGAUGAUGGAAUACAAGAGAGCACAAUUGUUAUCGACUAUACACCAACUUACAACGAUCCACAGGAUAUGAUCGAGAUCGAUCCAAAUGGAUCUCCCGGUCCACAGGAUAUGAUACUUGAGGGUGAUUCGCCCGGUAUAUCAACAAUGAUUAUUGGUGGUCAUCAGCACAUGGUUUCUGGAAGUAUUCUUCGACCUCGAUCUCCACCUCCAAGUCAUAUCGAUUAUGAACAGAAUGAUGCCCAAUACAAUGAUGAUCUUCGUUUCCAAACUCUCAUUACUUCAAAAUUAGUCUUGCUUGAUGAGCAGAGUAAAGCGGUAAUGAAGUUCCACAUUCAGCGUAUUCUAUACGAAGCUCGAUUUGGACCAGGUUCGGCGAGAUUGAUUCGUGAUGAAGAUCAAGAGCUCUCAGCCGAUGCACACACAGAAGCGACUCAAUCUGUUUCUCAUGAAUUGGUGCCGAAUGAUUCAAAUGAUUCCCAC
This is a messenger RNA of Mesorhabditis belari, 756 nucleotides long. The record is from the annotation of a GenBank genome assembly. Lineage: Eukaryota; Metazoa; Nematoda; Chromadorea; Rhabditida; Rhabditidae.